CCACCAAGAAGGAGAACUUUUCGUGCGAUUCUAUUACCUCUGUAGACUAUCACUUGUUGUUUCUCGUGUUUUGCGCCUUAGAUGUCCUUCUUCUCUCGAUUCGAUCAUGUCCAUGAUAUUUGCAAAUCGAACAUCCGAAAGGUCAUCGUCGAUGAGAUAUUUAAUUUGCCGGAACAUGGGAAUUCCGGCCAAGAAGAACGGGAAGAACAACUCUGGCCAGAUUUAGUAAUACAGUUCAAUAGCGCUAGAUGUGUUUCUUUCAGAGCUCAAGUGAGAUAGACUUCGGUAUUAUGCCAUGGAAAUGAAUAUAUAAAGAGAGGCAGGAGCGGCCCAGCCUCUCUUUCCUCAUCCCAACAACAACAUCCAGUCUUCAAUCAACAUAAUCUCAAUCAACGAACAACCAACAACCAACAACCAAAAACCCAAACAACACUUCCGUCAUCAAAAUUUCGAUAGCCACUGCCAAUUAAUCGCAAUGCACUUCACUCAAGCUACUUCUGCCAUUUUGGCCACUCUUGCUUUCUCUUCUACAGUCUUCGCUGGUGUUCUCAAGACGGCUGAUUCGUUCUGCUCCAGCGCUGCAGGCUGCGUAUGGCAAAGCUCAGCUACUUGGCCAGGUGUUCUUCAGUGCAGCUGCAACCUUGCCUCGCCGGAUGGAAAAUCAAAGUAUGUGCUUUGAAUUCUCUUUUUUCGCCCAAAAUUCAAUCCAAUAUAUGGUUCAGAAUAUUUACAUGCAUUAAACUAACGGGGUCUUCAGGCUUUUCCUCCAAGGCUACACUGACUGGAAUUGGCAAGGACUUGUCUACAAUGGUUAUUCCACUCCAGGUGUAUGCAAUGAAAUGCCUGCUCUCUUCAACAAGAAUACGGAGUCAAUGAACAUCAAUGUUGAGAACACUCCUGGCUGCUGGCUCUACACUCAACCAGGCGUAAGAACCUUCCAUUCAAGUCCUUAUCUAAACACCUCAAGAAUUUAAGUAAAUACUAACAAUCAUGCUAAUAAUAGUGCCCUGCUGAUCAACCCUAUGCCGUCGUCGACAAGAAUGGUAUCUCACAAAUGGAAGGCAUUUACGACCACGGCGUCCAAAGUUGGAUCUGCGAUCCUUUAACUUCUUAGAUUCUCUACUUCGUUUUUCCGGCGGUCACGGUUACAUACAUAUUAUGAUGCGGAAAAGAAUAGAGUUUUCUAUAGCUUGAUAAAUGGGUAGGUAUCGACUGGUAUUUGAGCGAUCGAGCACCGGCGAAAGUUUUGGGAUGAUUGGAGAUAGAUGGUGUAUGGGAGGAUCUCUUUUUCGUUUUGGGCUCUUUUCUGGUCUUUGCUUUCUUUCUUUUUUCUUUUUUGAGAUGGUGGGACGAGUGGAUUGACGGUAAUUUACUAUUCUUUUUUUAGGGCGAUGGAAGCGGUUCUUUGGAGAUGAUUUCAGGAGGACUUUCAAAUACUUCUUUCAGGGGGAAUCCAACAUUCUCGCCCAUUUUCAACACUUUUAAUUUUCAUUUUGUAUCGCUGUAUCGGUAGUUGGUGUUAGUUAGCAAGCUAUAUUA
Messenger RNA from Sclerotinia trifoliorum, 1539 nucleotides. The record is from the annotation of a GenBank genome assembly. NCBI's taxonomy places the organism in Eukaryota, Fungi, Ascomycota, Leotiomycetes, Helotiales, Sclerotiniaceae.